GGGGACUUCGGCGGCGGCGGCGGCGCCUCAGGCACUUCGGCCCUGACACAAUGAGGCGAGUGGUACGACAGAGCAAGUUUCGGCAUGUAUUUGGACAAGCGGUGAAAAAUGACCAGUGUUACGAUGACAUCCGGGUUUCUCGAGUGACCUGGGAUAGUUCCUUUUGCGCUGUCAAUCCCCGGUUUGUUGCCAUAAUCAUAGAAGCGAGUGGGGGCGGGGCGUUCCUUGUGCUCCCUCUGCACAAGACUGGUCGAAUCGACAAAUCCUACCCCACGGUAUGUGGCCACACGGGACCGGUGCUCGACAUAGACUGGUGCCCGCACAGCGAUCAGGUCAUCGCCAGCGGCUCCGAAGACUGCACGGUCAUGGUGUGGCAGAUCCCAGAAAAUGGACUCACCCUCUCCCUGACCGAACCUGUGGUGAUUUUAGAGGGCCACUCAAAGAGAGUUGGCAUCGUGGCCUGGCACCCGACUGCCCGCAACGUCCUUCUUAGUGCAGGCUGUGAUAAUGCCAUCAUCAUCUGGAAUGUGGGCACGGGGGAAGCCCUCAUAAACCUGGACGAUAUGCACUCGGACAUGAUUUACAACGUGAGCUGGAACAGGAACGGCAGUCUGAUCUGCACCGCUUCCAAGGACAAGAAAGUGAGAGUGAUCGACCCUAGGAAACAGGAGAUUGUGGCUGAGAAGGAGAAAGCGCACGAAGGAGCAAGACCCAUGAGAGCCAUUUUUCUGGCUGACGGGAAUGUCUUCACCACUGGCUUCAGCCGCAUGAGUGAGCGGCAGCUGGCUCUCUGGAAUCCGAAAAACAUGCAGGAACCAAUCGCCCUCCAUGAAAUGGACACUAGCAACGGGGUGCUGCUGCCCUUCUAUGACCCCGACACCAGCAUCAUUUACUUAUGUGGAAAGGGGGACAGCAGUAUCCGCUAUUUUGAGAUCACAGAUGAAUCCCCGUAUGUCCACUACCUCAACACAUUCAGCAGCAAGGAGCCUCAGAGAGGGAUGGGCUACAUGCCCAAGAGGGGACUGGACGUUAACAAAUGUGAGAUUGCCAGAUUCUUCAAACUUCAUGAGAGAAAGUGUGAGCCUAUUAUCAUGACUGUUCCAAGGAAGUCGGACCUCUUCCAGGAUGACCUGUACCCCGACACGGCGGGGCCCGAGGCGGCGCUGGAGGCAGAGGAGUGGUUUGAGGGGAAGAACGCAGACCCAGUCCUCAUCUCCUUGAAGCACGGGUACAUUCCUGGCAAAAACAGGGAUCUCAAAGUGGUCAAGAAGAACAUUCUGGAUAGCAAGCCCACUGCAAAUAAGAAGUGUGACCUGAUCAACGUCCCCAAGAAAACCCCGGACCCGGCCAGUGUGCAAAACGAAGCCAAGCUGGAUGAGAUUUUAAAAGAGAUCAAAUCUAUAAAAGACACAAUCUGCAACCAAGACGAGCGCAUUUCCAAGCUAGAACAGCAGAUGGCGAAGAUCGCCGCCUGAAGGCCCACACCCCAGCCCCACAGGGAGCCGGAGCUGGCGCGUCGCGGUUGUGGGCGUGGUCCCGCGGUUGUGGGCGUGGUCCCAGGGAGGGCGGAAGGGAGGUGCUGCCGCGGGGACCUUCCUUGUCAGCCCGGUGGACCAGCGAUGGGCCGCAUUCCAGUCAGAACUCAAUUCGUUUCCCAAAUUUGCAGAAACAAAAUGUGAUUUAAAAGCUGAGCUUUUUAUCGGAAAGCUUUUUUGAUGUUUUAAGUGUUCUGUGACUUGUCGAACUUUUAAAAGACAAAAAGUGCUACUUUUAAAAGCCCAGAUAUUCUGAAUUUUAGAAAACCGACCAUUUCUGAUUCAGUGUUGUGCCCAAGUAUCUUUUUUUUUUUUUUAUAAACAGGGACCAAUGCCACAUUGCUUUUUAUAUUUCUUUUCUUUUUUUUUUUUAAUGUUGCCAAAACCAAAAGUAGCUGCUGGCCCCCAGCCCUUGCAUUUUGCUACUUUGCAGUAUUUCUGUGUGGUUUGUUUUUUUUUUUUUCCUUCUUGAUUUGAAAGGGACAGCACUGUGUACGUUUAUAAACUAAAUGAAGAUAAGAUAUUAUUUUGUAUACACGUUCACCCAAGAACAAUUGGCGCGCAGCCGUGUGGCGCUGGCGCGUUCGCACCACACACCGUCCUCCUCACGACUCUGCAGAAGGACGACUUGAAGAAUCACGUGGGUUCGCGUUACCACCACCCCUCUCCUUUCAUGGAGUCUUCUGAUCAAAAAAAGCUCCUAUUGUAUCGUCUCCUGUCUUCCCUGUCUCUUUUCUAGAAGCUGGGUGGUUGUACCAGAAUGGAAUCUCACUUCCUGGUUGUCCUGUGCUUCAGAUGAUUAUAAUCUAGCCCGAACUCGCGUGUGUUUCCGCAGUUUUGUUAUCCAUGUAGAGUCUAUUGCAUUGAUCGCCCUAAACAUCAUGUUUCAGGUUUGGUUGAUACUUGAUAAGGGUGCCCGGGGUGAGGGGCCACAGAAGCUCCUCCUUGCCCGUUUCUGCAGCCUGCCUUGCUCUCAGGUGCGGUAGAGAACUGUAGGCCGAGGGCCCCUGCCGGGUGGCGGGGGGUGGGGGUGGGGGAGCGGGCCCCCGGUGACCCUCUGCCCUCCCAGCACAUCGUUUGCCAUCCCUGUGCUACCCUGGAGGCAGAAGCGGUUGUCUCUGCGCCGCCAGGGCCCCUGCCCUCCCCUCCGUGUCACGAGCGCAGCCGCCUCUCUCAGGGCUCCCCCGGUCGUCCUGUCUUUCCUGCCGCUCAGCCCUCUCCAGUCAGCUGGGAUGAGCCCAGAGGGUGCUAUUGACCAUUGAGACUGAGAACAGUCCAGAGUGAAGCAAGACCAGGAGGGCGGGCCUCUGCCGUAGCUUUAAUGGGUACAAACUCAUCCCUUUGCACCCUCCACACAAACCAACCUGCUCUGCCCUCCCCCAGCCCCCCGCUCACACAGAGGCCGUGUCAGAGCACGGAGGUCCCUCAAAUUCGGGGGCCAGCGACUGAGCUCUGAUUCUAGAUCAGCCAGAAUGUCUCCAUUCCCAUGUUCUCACUUUGCAUGCUUGAGGCACAAGAUUUAAAGAAUCUCUGGGAAGGACUGAGUGUCUGUGGUUGAGCAUGAAACGUGGAGUGCCACUGAGACCACCCGGGGGCUCACGCGCAUGCUCCUGCCCGUGUGGGCACGGGACAGGCUGGGAGCGUCUGCAGCAGGGAGCCAGGAUGGAGGCGGAGCUGGCGACGCUGGGUUGGACCGCGCCGUUGAGCUGGGGCUAAUGUCUGCAUAGGAAAGGUACCAUGUUUCUACCCAGAAUUGGGAUCGCUGUCUCCACAAUAUCAGGGCAUCUGAAUGUUUGGUGUGGUUGUGUGUGUGUGCGUGUGUAAUACUGGAGUGGAUAAUGAGAUGUAAAGAAAACAUAAUUACAGUGACUUCUAUUCAAACCUGUACAUGUUUCUUUAUCAACCUAAUCUGCUGAGGACCUUCAUUUUUAAAAUUCAGAAAUGUGUUAAGGUUCUGAAAAGUUAAUUAAGCAAACAAGAUUGCUGAUGGUGGUGGACCCUUAGGGAAUGUGUUUCAAAGAGGGCGAGGAAAAAUUACCCUGAUUUUAGUGAUUUUAGCUUAUGACUUAUUUAACGAAUGGAUGCCCGGCCAGGCCCAAAGUCGGUGCCUGAAGCUUUGUGGAUUAUAUUUCCUGUUUUUUCUUUUUCUUUUCUUUUUCUUGUUUCUUCUUUUUAAAGCCGUGCUAUCCCAGAGGAGAACCAGUGACUUACUCCUAGAUCAGCUCUCAUAGAGCGCCCAUAGCAUUCUGUCAAAACACUUGCUUCCAUUUUCAAAGAUAAAAAAAACAUUGAUUACAAA
Messenger RNA from Suricata suricatta (meerkat), 3834 nucleotides. It is a transcript of the gene CORO1C, whose product is annotated as coronin 1C. Bases 51 to 1475 code for a protein of 474 amino acids. The transcript has 11 exons. Lineage: Eukaryota; Metazoa; Chordata; Mammalia; Carnivora; Herpestidae. The record is from RefSeq and is a predicted model, not a curated record. Gene Ontology annotation, biological process: actin filament organization; neural crest cell migration. Gene Ontology annotation, molecular function: actin filament binding.